AUGGAUGGACACAGCCUUAUGGCUUCAGCUUCUUAUGAUCAAACUAUUCGCAUUUGGGACGUCGGAUCGAGCAAGCAUGUGGCAACAAUUCCGCAUUCUGAUUCACAGGUCAAUGCGAUGGCUUUCACUCCGAAUGGAUACCAACUUGCUAUUGCUGCGUUUCAGAAGCUGAAAAUAUAUGACAUGACAUCGCUGAAACCAGCUAACCACAUAAGUCCCAUUGUCUGCUUCGAGCAAAUCAUGAAAAACGCCCAAAGUCGAUGGAUGUACACUGGAGGUGAAGAUCAUUCUUGUCGAGUUUAUGAAAUGCGAGUAAAUCAACUAGUUUGCCAAAGGGUGUUUGAUAAUCUGGAUCCAGUAACCAGUGUAGUUAUUCAUGGGAAUCAAGUGGAACUUUUCAUUGCUGAUCAAGCUGGCCAAGUGUAUAUUUGGGAUCUACGUCGAGAUGGGCAUAUUCAAAUGCCUAUGCCUCCACUUUCUUAUCAAGAAUUUGUAACAAGCCUUGCUAUUCAUCCAUUAGCGAAUACUCUUGCUGGUAUAACAAAUCGAGGAGCCAUGAGUAAUCCUGUUCGUGAUAAUUUAGCUCAUCGGUCUGGUAUUAAACUUCUGAAAGCAACUGGUUUCACUUCACAUCAUGUCCUUCAUUUUUCCACUUUUCACGAAGCACACUAUAUCAGUGGAUGUGGAUACGACUUGAAAUAUGUCGAGAAAACCACGGAAACGCUGGCUAGACUAAAGAACAAUGACACAGGAAAGCGUGCGAUCUGUAAAUCAUAUGGACUAAGCUGCAGAUAUUCGCCAGACGGUCAGGUGCUUGUCACUACAGGUUCUGACAACAUGAUUCAUGUACUGGACGCCCGCGACCAUUCAUUAAAAGCAAGUAUGGAUGCUGGUUGUGACUGGAACUGGGAUUCAGCUUUCACUUGUGACUCGCGAGUGUUGUUCACUGGUGGAUCGGACAAUCGCAUUAAAUUGUGGGAUAUGGACUCUGAGCAAGUAGUGAUGAAGUAUGAUGGCCACACGAAGCCUAUAACAUCUUUGUGUAUAUCCGAUGUUCCUUUAAGGGACAACAUCAGUCGAGUGAAGCAUUUAAAGAAUCUGCUAGAUUCGUUAUCUACUCAGGAAAAGCGUCAGCUUAUAGAGGAACAUAGUUUUGAAACAUUCCACUUAGUGGAUGAACUACUUUUGUCGGCUGACAUUGUGGCAAACCCACAAGGUGCUGUCGAAGGUGAAAGUGGUCUGUGGACUCUGGAGCAAGUACUCUGCUUUGCACCAGAGCUUGUUGGGAAUGGCUGGCAGCGGCAUGCUAUCGAAGCGCUUCUAAAGAAGGUAUUGUAUCCUCGUAACUUGCUUGCCAUACGAAAAAUCGCAAUCAGAUUGUUUCUCAUCUUCUACCAGAGUCUUGGAGUAUUUGGUAAGGCUACCCAAGACCUAGAUCGUGUGUUUCAAUGUUUGCUGCCUUACUUUCCCUUGAGCGAUGGCCAAAACUCAGAAUUGGUACUGCAGGAGUACUGCCAUUCUGCUGGUUUGCUCUUUGCUUUUGAAACUGAAUUACUAAAUCUGUUUGUAAUUAAUUCUACCCCAGGAACAACUCAUUGGUCAGAUCGUAAUAUGGGCUCACCUCCAGCACCAGGUACACCGGUGUCUAAUGCAAAGGAGCGCGCACAGAUGCUUCAAGUAUAUCUCGACAAGUUCCUUGAAUACUGUAUCCGCGAAACCUCACGAAUCGAAUGGAGUGAAGAAAAAAAUCGUUUUGAAUGUGCACGGUUUAUUAUUGAUAGGGUAAUUAAUCUUUACAUCGCGGAAUGUUUCACCGACAUUGAAACAAAUGGAGUAGAUAUUUUUGGUGGGUGGGAAGGAGCUGAAGACAUCAUCGAGCCUUUAGACACUGCUGAUCCAAAAGAUUUUAUCACAUUUUCAAAUUUCAUCUAA
Angiostrongylus costaricensis is the source of this 1932-nucleotide messenger RNA. The record is from the annotation of a GenBank genome assembly. NCBI's taxonomy places the organism in Eukaryota, Metazoa, Nematoda, Chromadorea, Rhabditida, Metastrongylidae.